This is a messenger RNA of Solea senegalensis (Senegalese sole), 2297 nucleotides long. RefSeq names its product chromobox homolog 1b (HP1 beta homolog Drosophila) (gene cbx1b). Gene Ontology annotation, biological process: negative regulation of transcription by RNA polymerase II; chromatin organization. The coding region runs from base 1034 to 1768 and encodes 244 amino acids. The record is from RefSeq and is a predicted model, not a curated record. Gene Ontology annotation, cellular component: nucleus; pericentric heterochromatin. Lineage: Eukaryota; Metazoa; Chordata; Actinopteri; Pleuronectiformes; Soleidae. The transcript has 5 exons. Gene Ontology annotation, molecular function: chromatin binding.
UUAAAUUUUAUGUUCCCCCUCCUCCUUCUCCUCCCUCCAAACGUGUUGUUUCAUUUGUGCAUGAAUUCAAUGGUAACAAGCCUGUGGUAUUUUCACGUGGAGGGGCGGGGGGCUGGCUUAACAUGAUAUUUGUGCCGAAUAAAUGGAAACGUUUUUAACACAAAUUGCGGGCUUUAACAAUAUUUAUUCUCGACAUAAAGCCCUGAAUAUGUUGCAUUAGUUGCUAACGAGGAGGCAAUAUGGAGGAAAGAGCAGCUAGCCGCAAACUGUGGGUCUCUGCGAGGCUUUUGUCGUGCUGUUUUCUUUAGCUAGCUAACAAAAAUGCCGCUAAACUGAGUAUGCCUCGAUUUAUUUCUGUACCACGACAGUUAAAUGUUAAAUAUAGCUUUAUUAUUAUUAUCACUGCAUCCCCACGUGAGACUGCACACGCUGUUAAACCGCCCACCUCCAGGUGUUGCAGACCUUCUUGGUUGUUGGAGCUGGAAGCACCAGGCACGGCCAUAAACACUUCACAGACAGACAGCCACCUCUGCAUUACCAACACAAAACACCUCAUCCACCUGCCGCAGAUAUCUUGGCGUUUAAGUUUAGCUUUAUUUGCUCAGUGUCAUGUUGUGUACCCCAGCGCAGACACACGUGUAAUAACACUCCCACCCCACUCCCCUCUUAAAGAAAAUAAAAGAUCCUAUGAGUUUACACCAUGUCAUAAGAUACAUGGGUCAUGGGCGAUGCAGAUUAGGCAUUGUUGUUAUAAUAGAAGUUAGUUGAGACAAAAUUAGAGUAUUGAUUGAAUCUUGAUGAAUCAAUCUGCUGACCAGCAAUCAAGCAAACAAAGGUAAAACUGCCUUUAUAUCUUAUUACAAACAUAAUAAUUUUUAAGUAUUUGGACUGUAAAGUGAACAGGACAGCAAUGUAAUAUUUUUCUGAAGUGCUUGGUGUUUUAUAACACCAUAGAUACAUCAGCUAAAACAGUAGACACACAUGAAAUAAGACAUGGAUUGCUGGUAAUCUGCAUUGCCUCUCAUUGUCACCCAUGAAUCUUUUCAACAACAAAUCCCAUUCUCCAAUGCUGUUUUCUCCUCUCUACCACAUUGAUUCCCACGUGCUUCCAUCAUGCAACAAUCUUGACGUUGACCAGGAACCUGCUGGUCUCCAGGUCUACCUGAUGAGCAUGAGCCUGACUACAGAACCCUCUAACGAUGGUCCCACUGUUACAGAAGAGAGCAAAAUGACUUUGGUCGAGAAGAAGGACAAGAAGGCAGAUGAUGUGGCUGAGGAAGAGGAGGAGGAGGAGGAGUAUGUGGUGGAAAAGGUCCUGAAUCGGCGAGUGGUGAAAGGGAGAGUCGAGUACCUUCUCAAGUGGAAAGGCUUCUCUGAUGAAGACAACACGUGGGAGCCAGAUGAUAACUUGGACUGUCCAGAUUUGAUUGCAGAAUUUCUGCAGUCCCAGAAAUCAGCACAUGAAGGAAAAAGAAAGGCAGCUGGAGAUGCGGAAGGAGAUGAGAGUAAAUCAAAGAAAAAAAAAGACGAUACAGAGAAGCUAAGGGGCUUUGCUCGGGGUUUGGACCCAGAGAGGAUUAUUGGUGCCACCGAUUCCACGGGAGAACUCAUGUUCCUCAUGAAAUGGAAAAACUCUGAUGAAGCCGACCUGGUGCCGGCGAAGGAGGCGAAUGUGAAAUGUCCGCAGGUUGUCAUAUCGUUCUAUGAAGAGAGACUCACUUGGCACUCAUAUCCCACUGAAGAUGAGAAAAAGGAGGACAAAAACUAACACAGGGUGAAAAGGCAAACAGAGUUUCAUCGUUCGUUCAACUGGAUUUUUGUGGGGUGGGCAGUGUGCAGCGGAGACAAGCAAGACACCAUCGGAGUCAUUCGAUGUACUUUCACUCAUUUGAUUCUACUUUUAUCUGGAUAUUAUCUAAAUGUAUAUAAGCUUCGGGUUUUCUCGACAACUCUUUCCAUUUGAAUGAAAAGAUAGUAUUACUUUACAGUAUCCAUUGCAGUUGUGGAGUCAACCGCCUAUUUCAACAUGAUUUUAACAUAACAAUGUUCCAGUGCUCGGUCAUCUUGCUAAGAUAUUGUAUCAGUGAGGUGAUGAUUUUAUUUCAUUAAUGUGCCAUUUUCUUAAUUCAUCAGUGCAUUUGAGGGCAAACUGUGCUCAACUUAGCUGUUUCCUUAAGACUUGUUUGGUGUACGGUUUUGAAGUCUCUUCAGUGAUUUCAUUUGUUCACUGGUUAUAUUUGUGGUGUUUUUCGUUGUGUCUUGCUUGUAUCUUUCUGAAAAUAAACCACUUUUUGUUA